AUGUACCGUGAGAGACAGCUGAUCCACUUGCACGUUGGCCAAGCUGGAGUUCAAACCGCCAAUGCACUGUGGGAACUCUAUUGUUUGGAGCAUCAGAUUAAACCAGAUGGACGAAAAGAAGCUAGCGCUUUCGAUCAACUUCAGAAAAGGAUCAGUGAUACAAAAACGGCUGGAGCGAAACGUCUGAAUGUGGAAGAUUUGGAUUCUAGACUGAUUGAUACGACGGAAAUGAGAAGUGCAAUAAAGAAACCCGUUCCAGCACCCGGUUCGGAGCUGAAUAAAGCUGUUGAACAGACUCGAGAUUUGGACAACGCAGCCCACGAAACCUUAUUCGAAGUGUCGCCUUUCGGACAGUUUGUACCACGAGCGAUUUUUGUCGAUUCCGAGCCAUCCGUCAUUGGUAGGUGA
This is a messenger RNA of Echinostoma caproni, 408 nucleotides long. Lineage: Eukaryota; Metazoa; Platyhelminthes; Trematoda; Plagiorchiida; Echinostomatidae. The record is from the annotation of a GenBank genome assembly.